Molecule: messenger RNA, 942 nt
Organism: Moneuplotes crassus
Lineage: Eukaryota; Ciliophora; Spirotrichea; Euplotida; Euplotidae
Source: the annotation of a GenBank genome assembly
AACAUGAGCGGGACAGAUAAAACUAGAAAAAUCAAGAAUAAAGGUUCUCCCUCAAGCCUUCACGGGUCGAUUCUUAUUGACUUAAAGAAGAAAAAGGGUUUUCAGUACAACGACAUUGUGCGCAUUAAUGGCUGCAGAUAUGUUCUCACAAAGUUCUCCAAAAGCAAGCCUGAAGCAAGACUGUUAAAUGAUACUAUUAACAGAAGACUGAAUGAAAACAAGAAGGUGGAUUGGAAUGAGCUGGUUGAGGUUAAAGCUCAAAAAAAGGAUGAGAAUCAAGUGUUAACAAAUGCAAUGAUGCUGCCUAGAACUGUUCAUAAGAAGGAAAUUCUUCCUGAACUAAAGCUAAAUGGCAAUCAAUAUAUUGGGCGAAAUCAGACAAGGAGACCCAAAAAGAUUCAGAAUAUCAUAAACGAAAUUAGAAGCAAGUCUCCAGUAUAUACUAUUGAAUCUGGGAAGUUAUUGUCGAACAACUCUGAUGCGGUUUGAGUUAGAUCACAGAUAAGAUCUCCCGUAAACCAAGAGGCAAAGCUUCCAUUUCACGACAAAAAUGAAAUCACAGAUUUCACAAAAUUUACUCCAAAUAAAACCUUAAAACUUAAAUCGAAAAGACUAAGAGCAGUACAAAUUAUUGAUAAACAGAGAGUUGCUAAGAAGACAAAUAAUUCAUCACAAAGCUCAACUGCAAGCGAGUUAUCGCCGUUUUCUUGCCCAAUGAAACCAAGAAUCGGUUGUGGAUUACAGAGCACAUUCAGCAAAAAAUUCAGAAAUACCAAAUGCACUAGAAAACCUACAAUAGAUUACUUUGACACUGAAAUUUUCUUCCCAAGAAAAUCCAAAAGGAACCAGAACCAAAAACAAAACCUAUCAUCACUCCUAUCAACCUCCGAAAUCUCAAUGAUGAGGACCAAAAUCAUGAACGACUUUACAUCUUCACUAUAA